AUGGCCGUACGGGAGGCAUGGGAUGGGUGCACCCAUAGCCUGUCCCCUGCGAUAGUCUCGCUGCAUGAUUCCUUCCGCCUUCUUCGCAGCCACCUUCAGGGCUUCUUGGACACAGCCAGCGAGAAGAAGGUGGUGCUAUGGGUUCCCGACACCAUCCCCGUUGGGCCAGAGGAACCCUUGAAUUGGACCUUCACAGGCUCUGGCAAGUGCAAGGUCCUACCAGAUCAUUUGCAGACGCUGGAGACAUUGACUGCAGCCGGGGUGGUUGGACAGGACCUUGAUGAAGCAGGGGUCCGUGCUUGGCUGGCGGCGCACGCCGGCAAAGAAUGCGCUGUAGGACGUGUUAGAGGCGUGCCGUCGCAUUUUACGGUCAUCCAGGAUGGUGACUGCCCGCACAGAGAUAACGUGGAAACGCUGCAAGUCUCUUCUGUCCGUGAGGGUGAGAAGGUUACGUUCCUGCAGCAGUCCACGGUGAUUCCGCUACACGCGGAGGGUGAGGUCGAAGCUUUUUUCUCGCAAGAACCUCUGGUGGUGGCGCUGGUCAGGCCACUCAGCAUAGCUGAGAUUGCUGAGGAUGCAAGUGACUCUGUCUGCAUAACCUGGGCAGCCCUGCAGCUGGACGAGACCGCCGGCUACCUUUGCGCUGACCGUUGGGGCGCCUGCCGCUUCCCAGUAGGCUUCGGGCGCCCGGAGUUGCCAGAGGAAAAGGCUGUGCAUGACCUGGAUGCAAGAACAGGAGCUUCCCUGAAGUUCACGCUGCUCAAUCGCCAGGGGCGUGUUUGGACUCUGAUCGCAGGGGGCGGCGCAAGCGUUGUGUACACAGACACCAUCUGCGAGUACGGCUACGCCAAGGAGCUCGCCAACUAUGGUGAGUAUUCCGGCGACCCUCCCGAAGAAUUUGUGUAUGAGUAUGCCAAAGUAAUUUUGGGAGUCAUGACUUCCUCGCCCGAGCCGCACGGGAAGAUCCUGUUGAUCGGGGGUGGCGUGGCCAAUUUCACAGAUGUUGCCAGCACCUUUAAGGGCCUAGUGAAGGCAUUGAAGGAGUUCGGUGCCGCAUUGAAGGCCUGCGGGACGACUGUGUGGGUUCGUCGUGGCGGGCCUAACUAUGCGGAGGGCUUGGCAAACAUGCGAAAGACUUGCGAGGAGAUCGGUAUCCCAGCGAAGGUGUAUGGGCCAGAGGCCCACCUCACCUCAAUUGUUCGAGACGCCCUUCUGGACAAAGAAGCCAGAAAUUCCAGCACUCCUGCUGCAGCCGAAGUCAAGAUCCAGCAAGCUAGCUCUGCCAAGAGGCAAAGACGAGGCAGCAACAGCCUCAUGGAGUUCACUGCCGAGACGCAGGCCUUCGUGUAUGGAAUGCAGACGAAGGCAGUCCAGCGGAUGUUGGAUUUCGACACGCUUUGCGGCAGAAAAGGUCCCAGCGUGGCUGCCAUCGUGAAUCCGACCGGUGAGGCUACGUUUGAAAAGUUCAUGUUUGGCUCGGCGGAUGUCUUGAUCCCAGUGUACACGUCUCUGGCGGAUGCUGUGGAAAAGCAUGGGAAAACACCCAAGAUGCUGGUGAACUUCGCUUCCUUCCGCUCUGUUUACAGUGCCACCAUGGAUGCGCUGAAGUAUGCUAGCGUGAUCAAGACACAUGCUAUCAUCGCAGAAGGCGUUCCUGAGGCCCUGACGCGGCGUUUGCACUACGAAGCGGAAAAAGUGGGGGUCGCCAUCAUUGGGCCAGCUACGGUGGGGGGCAUGAUGCCUGGCCGCUUCCGCAUUGGCAACGCAGGUGGUGCUGUUGAGAACCUAGUGCUGGCAAAGCUGUACCGUGCUGGUUCCGUUGGCUACACCACUAAGUCGGGCGGCAUGUCCAAUGAGCUUAACAACAUCGUAGCACUCAACACCGACGGUGUGAGAGAAGGCAUCGCGAUCGGAGGUGACAGGUGGCCUGGGCUUCGUUUCCUCGACGUGUUGCUCCGCUUUGAGGCCGAUCCGGACAUCAAGAUGAUGGUGUUGCUGGGAGAGGUCGGCGGCCGCGAGGAGUUCCUUGUGGCAGAAGCCAUCCAGGAUGGUCGAAUCACAAAGCCACUUGUCUGCUGGUGCUGUGGCACGGCUGCAGAGGCCUUCGACUAUGAUGUGCAAUUCGGCCAUGCAGGUGCACGAGCUCGUGCUGCUGAUGAGACUGCUGGGGCAAAGAACCGGGCUCUUGCACAGGCAGGCGCCCAUGUGCCACGCAGCUUCGACGAGUUUGGCGACCUCAUUGCCUUGGUUUACCAAGCACUCGUUAAGGCCGGUGCGAUCGUGCCUGCUAGUGAGCCUCCCGUCCCGAAGCUUCCCAGUGACUAUGAGUCGCUUCGAAAGAAAGGCUUGGUGCGCAAGCCGGCAAACUUUGUUUGCUCCAUCUCCGAUGACCGUGGGGCAGAACCCACGUAUGCUGGGGUCCCUAUAUCUGAGAUCGCCAAGGAUGAGGAACUGGGCAUUGGUGGUGCCAUCUCCCUGCUUUGGUUCAGGAAGAGGCUCCCACGCUAUGUCUCCAAGUUCAUCGAGCUAUGUGUGGUUGCGACCGCAGAUCAUGGUCCUUGUGUGUCUGGCGCGCACAACACCAUCGUGGCAGCACGAGCUGGAAAGGAUCUGGUUUCCUCGCUCAUCUCUGGUUUGGCAACCAUAGGUCCUCGUUUCGGUGGUGCGCUGGACGAUGCAGCGCGGAUGUUUGCUGCAGCCUUGGACGGAAACCUCACUGCUGCGGCGUUCGUUGAAAAGUGCAAGCAGGACAAAACCGUCAUCAUGGGCAUCGGGCAUCGGGUCAAGUCAUUGGACAAUCCGGACGCGCGGGUCGUUCUUAUCAAGGAGUAUGCAAAGGCUCACUUCCCUGCCACGCCUCUCCUGGAUUUUGCUUUGGCAGUGGAGCAGAUCACCACCCGGAAAAAGGCCAACCUUAUUCUGAAUGUUGAUGGCUGUAUCGCCGUUUGCUUCGUGGACUUGCUGCGGGGCUGCGGUGCUUUUACGAGGAGCGAGGCUGAUGAGCUGGUCUCCAACGGGGUGCUCAACGGUCUCUUCGUCUCGUCACGGACCAUCGGCCUGGUGGGCCAUUUCCUGGAUCAGAGACGUCUGAAGCAGCCGCUUUACAGACAUCCCUAUGACGAUGUCACGUACCUCACCGAUGGUUAA
Messenger RNA from Symbiodinium pilosum, 3147 nucleotides. Lineage: Eukaryota; Dinophyceae; Suessiales; Symbiodiniaceae. The record is from the annotation of a GenBank genome assembly.